Molecule: messenger RNA, 9091 nt
Organism: Patella vulgata (common limpet)
Lineage: Eukaryota; Metazoa; Mollusca; Gastropoda; Patellidae
Product: telomere-associated protein RIF1
Exons: 32
Coding region: 203-7660 (2485 amino acids)
Biological process (GO): telomere maintenance
Cellular component (GO): nucleus
Source: RefSeq, a predicted model, not a curated record
CGCGAAGUUGUUGUCAGAGGAGUUUUGUCACUCUAAUGUUGUUUUACCGCUAAAAUUGUUAUAAGUUAAUAAUACUGGACAAUUUUAAGAUAAGAAAAGCUCAGUUGUAUAGCAACAUAUUUAUUCCAAUCAGAUGUUUGUGUCAAGAAUUUCUGGAUGAUUGAGAUCAAUAUUCGUCUGUGAAAAGCCGGGAAAGGUCAAAAUGGUUGUCACAGGAAAUGAUGUUAAACUUCCAGCACUGCUUAAGACAUUGGAGUCUGCAACAAUAGGUAUUGAGGAAAAAGUGGAAGCCUACAAGAUAUUUUCAGAUCAGUUACAGGAAGAUGAAUUAAGUUUUUUUGAUCUGGAUAUAACAUAUUAUAUAGAACCUAUUGUAUCUGUUCUACAUCAAGAUAUUCUACAUCACUCUGAAUCAGUUCAACAAGGGGCAUUGCAAGUUCUUGGUUUUUGUCUUCAUGACUUGGAACUUGUUAGAUUACUUCCAGUAGAAAGUCAAAAAAAACUAGUGGGUAGUUUGUGUAAAUGUUUAAAGAAUGCUGAAGACAAACCUACAUGCACACGAGGAUUGUGGGUUUUAUCUAAACAAAAUAUUCAACCAGAUUUGAUAGCGGGAGAGCUUGAUAACAUAAUGUCCAGUAUAACACAUUGUUUAAUGAAGUGGAAAGGCCAAGCGCAAACUGUUGAAUAUGAAGCUGUAAAUGCUAUAGCUAGAUUAAAUGUAUUGGUUAACAAAGAAAUGAGAGAAAAAACAAAAUGGGAAAAAAUCUGUUUGGGUCUGUUGACUCAUCCAGCUGCCAAAGUUCGAGAAAAAGCUCUUACGACUUUAGAAAAAGGCUGUGAAACUGCUGUUAAUAAAAACACAGUUAAAGAAAUAAUACCAGAAUUUAAAUCAAAAACUAUAACAGAGUUAAGGAAAAUGUUUCCUGGUAAUGAAUCAUUUGUUUUAAGAGCAUGGUCAUUUCUAGUAAAAUACUUUGGAGAGGAGCUGCAUCAUGGUGGUUUCAUUAAUAUAUUGCUUCCUAUUGCUGAGCUGGGAUUUAAACAUUUAGAACCAGAAUAUAAAAUGGCUACUUUUAGAGCAUGGAAAAAACUGAUUGAUAAUUUUGCUACAAAUCCUAAUAUAAUCGCUGAUCCUAAAAGGGUUAAACUUGUCAUGCAAGUAUUUAAAGUUAACAAUGCCAAGAUUGAAAGUGUAGCUGUAGAGAAGUUUGAUACAUGGGUAUAUUUUGUACGAAAUCUAGGAUCAAAAAUAUCAGUCAACUUUGAGCAGGUGUUGGCACCAUUAUUACAGUUCUGUACAGGUGGUAAUAAAUUAGCAUCCUCAUCUACACCUACAACUCCAAGAUUUGGAAUUAUGAGUCAACCAACAAGUCCAGCCAUACCAAGAAUAAAUAUCUCCUCUACUCCAUCCAACUUAGUUACAUUUAAAGUUCUACAGUUGAAAGGAAUGGAGGUAUUAGCAAGAAUAUUAGGAGAACCAUUAAAAUCAACAGAUUACCCCAGAUACAGCUUUAGCAUAGAUCCGUUUGUAGUUGAUAUUAUUACCAGUCCACUUUUUUUCCUGAAACAGUCUGUUAUUCUUAUCUCCUGUUUUAGAGAGUUGGUGACGAGUCUCGGCUCCGAAAUACCAGAGAAUUUAUUAUUAUAUACAUGGCAAGCUUUGAUUGGUCACGUUCAUGUAGCUGUAGAUAUGACACCCAAAUCGGAUCAUAGACAGAUGUUUUCCUACUUUUUGAGUCAGUUUCAAGUAAUAGCCUGUAAUGAUGCCCUAUCAGCACAUUUAGUGAAGAUGUUUGAACCAGUAUGUUGUCUACCAUAUAAAGUUUUAUCAUCAAAUGUUUAUAGUGUUGGUAAUGGAGAAGGCAUCAUGGGUACACCGGCUUUGUCUUUAUGUGAAAUUCUACUUUCUCCAGUUUUACUAAGUCUAGCUGCUGAAAAAGAAAGUUUCAUGACCUUGUAUGGUAAACUGAUUGAUUGUGGUAUGAACAACCCAACAGGAACGUUAGAAUUCAGUCAUGGUGUUCUAGACAUAAUAGACAGACAUGUUGAGUCUCUUCCUACAAUAGAGUUACUAUGGAGAUUAUGGAGUGUCAUAGCCAAUAGAUUAUUAGAACAUAUUAUUAAGACAAGUGAGAUUAAUCAAGGUGAUUCGUUAGAGUAUGAUUUUACCUGUAUAUAUACAGCUUUAUUAUUACCAGUUAAACAUAGAAUAGGUUCUCUUGUAUCACAGCCUGUUUGUAAGUCAUUGUUGAAGACUUGGUCAGAUUUAUAUAAAUGUUUUGUACGUGAAUCAGCUUUAGUAACAACAGCUCGAGAUAAUGUUGUGUGUGAAGAUUUUAUGUCUAAAAUAAUAAAUAGUCUUACAGAUGAUGAAUUAAAGGAAAUCAGUACAAUAGAUUUUUUAGUACAAAUUCUGCAAGUUGUUGUGGAUAGUGUAAACUUCUCAUCUCUCUCUGCUUCUUCAACAUUUAACAUCGGUGGUGCCUUCAGUCCAGGCAAAAGAUGGCUAAAACAUAAACAGAAACCUCUAGAAAAUCUUCAUUCAUUCAUUUCUUUAUUGACUGAUUUACUCACUCACUCAGUUGAUAUCUCAGAUAAUGGAUAUAGCACCAACAAGAAAUCUCCAUCUAUAAAUGUGGCUGUUAAUGGACUGGUAGAUAUUGUCUCCACACUUGUUACUCAUGUAUCCAGUUCUUCCAUAAUAUCCAAUAUGUUUGAGAAAAUAGCAGAACCAUUAUCCAGACUCUUUUUGUAUUCAUCAAAUAGAAAUGGGAAUAAACUGUAUACACCGUCUUUCUAUCAAAAGUUGGAAAAGUUAUGGUUAGAUAUAUCUACAUGUCUACAGAGUCGAUAUAAUAGUAUUUAUGACAGCGACUUUCUCCAUAUAUUAUCUCCCUUACUGGUAGCAACAUUCUCACAUCCCCGUCGACCAAUUAAAAACCAAACAAUAGUAUUAUGGAAUUCUACGUUCGGGCGAUCUUCCAUGUUAAACUACCCAGAUAAACUGAAGGUUGUGUUAGCUAAAGUAAAAGAGAAGACACCUCUAUCUUUACCUGGUUGGCUUUCUAUUGAUACAACAACUAUAAUAGAUGAUACACCUGCGAGUCAAUCACAGUUUAGUCAGAUGGAUGCACCAGAACCCCAUCUACCAGGUCUUCCAUCACCUCAUAAAUUUCAUGGAAGUUUCUUAAAUAAAGCUGUUUCACCAAAUGUCAAAAAAUCCCCAGCUAAGCUAUCGGUUACAGAAUUGAGGAACGUAACAAGUGCUAAGAAAAAAUUGGCUAUAGACGGUUUGACCAAUAAUGAUUAUGUUGUCAUCAAGUCAUCCCCUAAAAAAUCAAGAAUUCUAACAGAACAUCAAAGAGAAUCCAUGAAGCAGAAAAGUGUAAUACCAGCUAUGUAUAAUAAUUUAGACCAAUCACAAUCUCUAGAUAUAUCUAUGAUGUCACAGUUUCAACAGGAUACACAACCAGAUUUGGUUGUGUCUUCAACAGACAGUGAAGUUAUAGUUAUACCUUCCAGCCAAUCAGAAUCUAGUCAAUCAAAGGAAAUGUCUGAGCAAUCUCCUGCACAAAAUGAGGACUCUGAACCAGAACCUGAAAUUACCUUUAAACAGCCUGUCAAAACUCGAAGACGAUCUGUGCGCUUUUCCUGGGAUGCAGAUGAUGAAAAAGCUCAAGAUAAGACCCUAGGGUCUAGCUCUGUGGCUAAAAACAAUACAGAUAUCAGUGUCAAGUCUGACUCAUUAUCUUCAUCAUCUAGUGCUAGUCUUAAACAAAAUUUAGAAGGUGCUGUGGGAAUUAUGGAUCAAACAUUUGAAUCGGUUAGCAACAAAAGUAGUUCUUCAUCACUGGAAAACAAAGAAAAUAAAAUGGACACAAUUGAUUCUAGUGAAUCUGUUUUAGUGAAGUGUAAUUCUCAGGAUUCCGAUCCACAAUCGAUCAACAAUUCACCACAAACCGUCUUCUCACAAAUACGAUCCUUCAGUCAAUCUCCUCAACGUUCACGUAUACCCUCUCCAAAACGAAAAAGCAACAGUCAAGAAAUUCGAAGCUCUUCCAGAUCACCCAAAAGAAAAUCAAUCAGUGCUUCUUAUAAUUUUAGUCUUGAUAAAUGGGUGGUCAAGUCUCCAUCAAAAAGUCUCACAACUGGUGAUGAUUUAAAAGGUAACGAUAGUGUUUCAUCUCAAGUGUUAGUCGAAGACACACAGUCUCCCACCAAAUUUAAGAAUGGCUCUGCAAAGAGUGACUCUGCUAGUAGUGUAACGCCUAAUCGCAUUUUGUUUGAUGGGAAUAAACCAAGCAUGGUUGCUGAGAGUCCAGAAAUAGUGCCCGAUUCACCAGAGCUUAGUGCUGUUGUAAAAGUUCAUAAAUUAACAGAUAGUGAUAUUAAGAAAUACUCGCAGGAAAAUGCUUUUGAAUGUUCUAUGGAUGAAAAAAUGCAGAACUCUGAAAUGUUUGCUUUCUCUGAGAAUAAGGUCAAUAGUUCACAAGGUUUUGAAACCGCAUCAAAAUCACAAUCAUUAGGAUUUUUCAGUCAGGAAAGAACUUUGUCGCAAGAGAGCAGUCAAGGAAUUCCCUCCACCGACGAUUCAGUACGAGGUAUUUCUGGAAUUUUGACUGCUGAACAGAAAGAACUGCUUAAUGAUUGUCCAUCCACAGAAACAGAAGACUCCAUAUUUUCAGCAACAACUCAAAGUCAGAGUAUUCUCAGGACAGAGCCCACUUCAGUUGUUGAUGAUGUUGAUAUGGCUGAAGUGGUAAGUGCAGAUGAUAACAUGAAAUAUGAUCCCACUACAUCUAAUACAUUAAAAGAUACUAUUUCCCAGGAAACCACAGUACUAGAGAAAGAUGAAGAUGAUCAAACACCACAAUCUUCUCAAGGCUCUGAAAGUGAAAACAGUCAGUGUGAUGGAAGCUAUGAUCCAACAAAGAUUUCCACAUUUAAUGAAGAUAAUGCUAAAAAGAAGCGGAAACAGGCAACACCAAAGAAAUCUCCAUUGCCAGUUACUCCUCGUCGCACACCUAGACGUCACAAAAAAAGACGUCAUUCAAAUUGUGACUGUUGUUCAGCCGAGGAAGAUGCAGACCGUUCGACUCUAAAAAGCAUUUCUGAAGAAAAAAAUGAAAACAAAAGUCAAUCAAAAAAUGAGAAAACUACUGAAAUAUCCUCUCAAGAAGAAGAAAAAUUAAAGGUGACAGUAAAUAUAGAAAAUCCUGAUUUAAAGAAAUUGGAAGAAGAACAAGAUUCAUCUAAUGUGGUUUCUGAUUCUCGUAAAGAUGAUUUCACUGAAGAUUUAAUAUCAGAGUCAAUGGAGGCAGCUGAACAAACUCCUGAAGGUAAAACAACGUGUAAAGAAAUUCGUAGAAAAAGUACUACAAAGGAAAAACUUGCUGUAGCCAAGCGUAGAUCGGCAAAAUUGUCUGAAGAAGGAAACAAAUCAAGAAAACAAUUGGAUGAAAAUUCAGAUGUUAAUAAGGCAGUCGAUAAAAACGAAGUUGAAGCAAACACAGACGUCUGUUUGCCCGAUCGUGAAAUAAAAAAAGAAAUGUCUGAUACAAAUUCAAAUAACAAUUCAGAUCUCAGAAAAGACCUCCCUGUUGUUCCAUGUGAAAAUUUAGGUGAAAAAGACAAUGAUUUGCUUGUUGACGCUGAAAUAUCUUGUAGUCAAUUGACUGAAGAUUCAAAGACAUCAUCUCAGGAAUCCAUGACAUUUUCAGCAUCCACAUCCAAAGAUUUUCCUAACAGGUCGACUCGAUCAGCUAGUAAAAGAAAGAAUAGAAAAACUUGUUCCCCGAAAACAAAUCGUUUAAGGUCCUCGGGGCUUGUGAUACAAACUCGUACGUUGCGUGAUGGAAAGAAAAUAACUUUAGCUAAAUUGUCACCGGUUGCAAAAAGGGUUCGCAAAAGAGCAAAAAAAAAUCGAUCAGUUUCAGAAAGUGAUGCUGGCAAUGAAGCUGAAAAGGAAAUUUCAGAAACAGAAAGUGAAAUGUUGGAGAAGAAUGGAAAAGCCAGUAUUUCUAAGACUGAUUCUCAGAAACAGGAUGAUAGUAUUAGUGAUAAUCAAGUUAAUGAUGUUUUUGGAGAACUUAUAAGUAGCAAUAUUAAUCAAACUAGCAAUGAUUCUAAACAAGACAAAAUAUUUGAUAAAAUGACGGUUAUGGGGGACUCGGACAAAAGUGAUGAACUCCUAAAUAAGUCUGAUAAUAUCAAAAUUGACAAUAAUAUCAAAAUUGACAAUGCUAAAUUGAUCGAAACUGAAUCAAAAGACAAAAGUGCAGACAUUACCAGCACUGAUGAACAAAUUAUUAAAGUGUCAAAGACUGAAAUAGAUUCGAUUGAGCCAGUAUUAAAAAAUUCUGUAGAUGGAGAAAAGGUUAGUCGAGAUGCAAAAGAAAAGGCAGGAAUGCUCUCACCCAUUCCGCAAGAAGAAACACCCAAAAAAUUCAAAGGAUCCAAGAAAAGAUCCUUAUCUGGAUUAGUUAAUUCUGAUUCGAAAGUGAUCGGAUUGAAUCGUUUGGGAUUUAAAUCGAGAGGUUUUAAUAUCGUUAGACGAAGUAUAUUACAACAGCGUAAUAUGAGUGAUGAUCAGAGUAAAACAAGUAUAUUUAAAACAAAUAGUUUAAGUCCAAGUCGAUCGUUUUCAUCUAUAACAGCUUCACCAAGUACAAGUAUAUUAAAGAGAAGAUUAAGUGUAACUGAUAUACAGUCUAACUCCCCUUCACCUCCAGCUAAGCAAAGAAGAGUAUCAUUUGCUACACCUAUAGUGGAAGGAAAGAGUCCAGUGAAAUAUCAAGAAAUAAACAACAUACCUCCAUCACCAUUGAUUACAAACAGUUUUACACAAUUAACAUGUACUGGUAAUAAGGAGAUAGAAGACUCUGAAUCUCAAGCCAGCCAAUCACAGCCCUUUAGAUGUACGGAUGAAUCAGUACUCAAUGUGAACGGACCUGCUUUCCCCGAGUUUAUAGAUUGUGAUUUACCAGUUGAAAAGAUUUUACCACAAUUAACAUCAUCCUUAUGGUCAAGAGGACUGGUGCAGCUCAUUCGUUCCAAUGUUAAAAAUAUUAUUAGUGUUGGUGAUCUCUGUAGAUUAUCAGAAUAUGAAAUAAAUAACUUACCUAUUCGUCAACCGAAAUUACCUACUCUUCAGAAAGCUUUAGCAACAUUAGAAUAUAAGAAAAAUAAGGAUACUGUCAACGUGGAGAAAGACGGUGAAUGUAUAGAAGAAGAAAAUAUGCCAAUGAAAUACAGUUUACCCACAGUAGUAGAAGAUGAAGAAUGUGAUGAAGAACUACCCAGUGCUGAUGAAGCUUUACAAAAACUUGCUGAUGCUACACCCCAAGUAGAAGAUUGUGAUGCAGAUGAUGCAUUAAAGUUGAGUCAAAAUUCUGAUUCUGACCAAUCAACGAAGAGUUUACAACUUAACAUUGAAGAUCAGAGCCAUUCAAGUGCUACUAUUCCUAAUUUAAGUGCCUUAGAACCUGAUAAUCUAUUGGACAUUGUAAAAGAAAUUGGUCAGUCGGGAGUGUUUGAUAAUUUAAAUGAUAUUCGAACUGGAACUUUAUUUCAAGUACAUCAACAUUUAACAAGUUUUACAAAUAAAGUUGUUGCAGCUAUUCAGAGCAAGUGUCAAUCACCAAAUAAUACACAGGAAUAAAGACAAUUAGAAACAUAUUCUAUUGUACAUAUAUUUCCUCUUUUGAUUAUCGUGAUUUCAGAUGUUUUUAAUACAUGUGAGCUAGAAAUGUCUUGCCAAACUGGUUGUGUUGAUAGAGUAAUACUUGUGUAGUGGUAGGUGAAAAUCAAUAUUAAAAAAUAAAAAUAUCUAUGUAAAUUUAUAAACAUUUAUAUAUAAAUCGAUACAGAAGCUUUGACCUACUUAUGCAAGAAUUGUCCAUAAUUAUUUUUAAAAGAUCUCCAUUGUUAAACCGGUUAGCUGUUACUAAAAAGUGCUGGUCUGAUAUAUUAUCAUAAUUUGUAACCAUGUUUUAAGUUUCUUUUCAACUCAACAACUUAAAACAUGCAUUAUGCAAGAGUAAAAUCUGCUUAUUACAAGUCUUUCUUUAGGCCUGAAAUGUUAUCUAAAUUAUCAAUUAGACAUUAAUUAACUUAUCCAGACCAUAAUAAACUCUUGAUGUCAAGGCUAGCCUUCGAUGUUGGCUGGAUUAGAUUCCUAUAUGCCGCUUAACGGCCAUUGAUAAUUAAAUCAAAACAGAGGAUAAUCGAGACUAUGCUGUUUAUAUUAAUGAUUUUAGUAAUGAUGACCGAGACUAUGCGAAAAUUUCACGCGCUUCGUUCUCUGCUCAUAGUGGAUCAAUUUGACUGAAAUUUUCAGCAAAUUACCUUUACACUAUCUAGUUUUUAACUAUUAUAGCGAGAACUGCCAUCUCUUUAUCUUAUCUCCCAUAAUGUAUCUUUAAUUAUCUCAAUUUAGUAUACUGCUAUACAAGACAAAAAAAAUAAAAGUUUUACAAUAUUUGCUGUUGUAAAUAACUGUAUUGUCCUUUCCAGACAUUCUGGUGUAGUUAGAUUUUCAAGUUGUUACAUUGUGUAUUUAUAUAUAUAUAUGCCCACUCUGAAAUCGGGUCGAAUAAUGCCAUUGCCUGUCCUGUCACCGGAUCUUUUUAACACUUAAAUAUGUUGUUUACAUUAUUGAGACAAAAAAAUCAUCUUUAAGAAUCUUUCAAAUACUGGCGAAAAAGUAAUCCAAUCUAAUCGGUUUAGAGUUAUAUACAUUUUUCAAAUUAGUGACAUGAAACAGCUCAUUAAAUUUAACAAUUUCUGUGAGUUAUGGCUCUUGUUCUUUUUGUAAAAGCUUGUGCUGGCUCUUAGUUUGCUUGAAAAUUCAUGAUUCAACAUUUGUGAACUGCUCCUAUGAUAUUGCUGUGCUGUAAGUGUGUUGGCAACCUAUCUUUAUUAUAUUAGAAUAAUUAUUGUUUAUAUUUCUGUGUUUAUCAAAAUUUUUAUUGGUGUAUGGGACCAGAAUCAAAUUAUGCUUUUAAAAAAAAUUUUGUAAAAUAAUGUAACUUAAAAUUGUUUCAAUUUUUAAUCUGUAUGUGUAUGUAGUAUCUCAUUAAUAAAGUUAAGA